AUGGAUAAAAUCUUCGGCUUUUUCAAACAUCAAGAUCACAAACCUGAAGAACAUCAUGAAUAUAUUAAAGAUCACAUUUUCAAAAUUAAUGAAACAAAUGACAACAAAGAAAAACUUAGAAUCCUUAAAAAAAUUAGACGUUAUUUAGAUUUAUUUAAAGAUGAAUGGACUACUCCAAAACCCGUAAAAAAACGCAUACAUACUACAUUACCCAGUAAAACUAAGAUUGAAUAUCCUACUGAAGAGACCGAAAUUCAACGAAUCAUAAAAGAUGCUUAUGAAGAUGGUAAUACUAUUGUUAGAGUUAUUGGAUCUGGACAUUCUGUUCCUGAAGCAAUUCUUGAUGUUUCAGAUAUUGUUGGGGGGGAAAAGAAGAUAAGGUUUUUAUGUUUAGAAAAAUAUCACGGUGUAGAAAUCGAUUCUAAAAACCAUACUGCCACCGUUAAAGCUGGUACACAUCUUAAUCAGGAUCCAGAAGAUGUUGAAAAUUCUACUCUUCAAAACAGUUUUAACUAUAUUAUAGAUCAGGCUGGUUAUGCUCUUCCUGACCUUGGCGGUAUUGCUCACCAAACUGUUGGUGGCUUUAUCUCUACAGGUUCAUCCGGUGGUACUUUAAUCAAUAGUGUUCAUGAUUCUAUCAUUAAAAUUCGUAUUAUUGAUGGUAAAGGUGAUAUUCAUAACCUUUCAAUUGACGAUGCUGAUAAUUCAAAAUUUCUUGCAGCUGGUGUUUCUUUAGGUCUCCUUGGAAUUAUUACAAAGAUUACUUUCAAACUUAUAAAAAAUUAUUAUAUUACUGGUAAUCAAGUUAUUGCUCCAAUUACCCCUUUAUCAAAUGAUUUCAACCUUGGUUGUCCAAUUGAUUUACUUGGUGAUGGUGAUAAAGAAAAAAAAAUUCCAAGUAUUUUUGAAUUUUUUACUAAUUGUAAAGAAUAUGAUGCUGAUUAUGCUCGAAUUUUUUGGUGGCCUCAAGAUGGUGUCAAUCGAUUAACAAUUUGGAAAGCUAAACCUAUUCCUAUUCAAAGUACUGAUGGAACUCCAUUACCUAUUAAUUCUUAUAAUGAAUUUCCUGUUUUUGCUGGUUCAGAAAUUCCUGCUCAAUUAGUUGCUAGUUUGGUGAUGAUAGCUUUAAAUUUAUUCUCAUCAGAGAAUAAAUUUUAUAAAAAAAUUGCUGCUUAUUUAAUAAGUUUAUUUAAUCCAAUUGGUAUUCAAGAAUUUCAAGACAUAUGGUACAGUGGACUACCUGUUUCGGACACGAUUUUUCCAGUAACUUUUAGUGAAUUAUUAUUCCCUAUUGAGAAAACCAGUGAUGUUGUACAUACUUUAAAUAAUUUAUUCAAAUCUGGUGGUCAAAAAGUUGUAGGAAAUUUUGCAACAGAAAUCUAUACUACUAAAAAAUCACAUUUCUGGUUGUCACAAUCAUAUAAUACUGACAGUAUACGAAUUGAUAUUCAAUAUUUUCAAAAAAAUCCUAUUGGUACCCCACGUGAAUUUCUUCAACAAUAUUGGGAUGCUUUUCAGCCUUAUAAUUUUAGAUGUCAUUGGGGUAAAAUUAUUCCUGAAGAAUAUGGCAAAAGGAUUAGAAGUUUAUAUGAGAAAUAUGAUGAUUGGAUGAAAGUCAGAGAAGAAAUGGAUCCUAAACAG
Messenger RNA from Cetraspora pellucida, 1641 nucleotides. The record is from the annotation of a GenBank genome assembly. NCBI's taxonomy places the organism in Eukaryota, Fungi, Glomeromycota, Glomeromycetes, Diversisporales, Gigasporaceae.